Molecule: messenger RNA, 1521 nt
Organism: Beauveria bassiana ARSEF 2860
Lineage: Eukaryota; Fungi; Ascomycota; Sordariomycetes; Hypocreales; Cordycipitaceae
Exons: 2
Coding region: 1-1521 (506 amino acids)
Source: RefSeq, a predicted model, not a curated record
AUGAGCGAGCCGACGAGUCCCAACCCGCGACCCAAGACGAGACGCAACAUCUCCUUUGCCAACGUCAACUGGAACACGCGACCAUCCGCAGGAAGCCGCCGGACCGCGUCGCACGGCGGCGGCGGCGGCGCUGCCGGCGGUCCGCGGCCCUCGGCGCCGCGCAGCAUCUCCUUUGCGCACCCGCUUCGCAGGAAGCACUCGGCCUUGACGCACGCACACAACCGACCUGGAGCGCCCCCGCGCGCUCUCUCCUUUUGCGACACGCGCUUCACGCCCUCGGGCCCCAACCUGGCCCUCCGCCAGGGCAGCGUGUCGGGGCCCUUUGCCUUUCUCAACCCGACGACGGCCAUCUUUGACAUUCGCGCCGACGACGGCCUCGCCGACGGAGAGCACCCGGAGCAAGGUGAACGGGCGCGCAUCCGCUGGAACGCGCGCGAGUUUCGCAAGGGCCGUCACAUCUUUGUACUUCCUCGCGCCGCGCCGCUCGCGCACCGCCUGCGCAACACGUCCAAGCCCAAGCGCGUGCUGCUCGGCAUCCUCCGCAUGUUCACCGUCUUUCCCUACUGGGACGUGUCGUGGCUGAUUGGCGUCUCCUUUACCGUCGGCUGCGCGCUCUUCAUCGCCUGCGGCUUCUUUUACUGGAUGCCCAUUGCCUACCCGGAGACGGAGUUUCCGCACGAAGUCGACGUGGCCGGCGGCAUCACGUCCUUUAUCGGCGCCACGCUCUUUCAGAUUGGCGCCGUUCUCCUCAUGCUCGAGUCGUGGAACGACCGCGCCGAGACCAAGUUUGGCGGCGCCAUGGAGACUUUUUUCGCCGAGCGCUUUAGCUUUCGACGCGGUGCCCUGCGCGGCAGCGUCAGCGGUGGCGGUGGUGGUGGUGGUGGCGGGGAAGAGAAGGGGUCCUCGGAUGGGGAUGGCGAGACGCCGAGCAGCGCCGCGACGUUGGGUGACGAGGAGAGCGGCGGCGGCGUGGCGACACGCACUGAGCAGCAGCAGGCCGUUGGCGGCGGCGCGAGCCGUGUCGGCAAAAACACCAACCCCUUUGGCGAGCGCGAGUGGCAGUGGCUUCCGUCGUGGAAGGACGUCAAGACGCACUACGUGUACGAGAUUGGCUUCCUCGCGUCCGCGACCAUGUCGCUCGGCGCCACCAUCUUCUACCUGUGCGGCAUCCUCGCGCUGCCGGGCAUCCACCUGAGCGUGCAGGCCAAAUGGGGCGUCUACUACCUGCCCUACCUCGUCGGCGGCAUCCUCUUUGCCCUCGCCUCCGUCUUUUACAUUCUCGAGACGCAGCCCAACUGGUACACGCCGCAGCCGUUUAAGAUUGGCUGGCACAUUGGCCUGUUUAACCUGCUCGGCGGCGUGGGCUGGACCCUCGCCGCGUCGUUUGGCUACUGCGAGGCGCACUGGUGCCGUUACCAGAGCGAGCUGUCGCUGAUUUGGGCCUCGAUUGCCUUUACCUUUGGUAGCGCGCUGCAGUGGUACGAGUCGCUGGACAAGUACGUCUUUAUUAUUGAGGAUUGA